Molecule: messenger RNA, 788 nt
Organism: Paramecium pentaurelia
Lineage: Eukaryota; Ciliophora; Oligohymenophorea; Peniculida; Parameciidae
Source: the annotation of a GenBank genome assembly
AUGAAUACAGAAUCAAAUGGAGCUUCUUUUGGUGAUGUACCACAAUCUGAAUAUUUUAAAAAGUUUUUAGUUGGAUAGAAUUUAGUUGAUUCAUCUACAUCAUUUGUAAGACUCAAUAGCAAAACAGUGACUGAAAGAAGUAUUAGGGAAUCCUUUUAAGAAGAACAAAAUUAUGAAGUCAUCCUCUAAUAAGUGAUGGCAAGUAAUAUUAGAUUGAUGGAAGAAAUUACCAAAUGUUAAGUAACAGUGAUCGAAUUCAUGAGCAGAACCUUGAAACCCAGGUUCAGUAGUUACAACGAAAGAAUUCCGAACUUGUCUCUUAAAUCCAGCACUUAUAAGAUGAUAAUGCCAAGUUAUAACAUGAAUUAGAUACUUUUAAAAAAGAGAAACAUAGUCUUUAAGAGGAAAUCAAGAAAAAUGAAAGAGAGAAUAGAAAAAUUUACUUGCCUGAACCUAAACUUAAUAAUUUAAUGGAUAUUAAUAAAAUCUUAAUGAACAGAACUGAGUCUUCAUUUUAAUUCUAUAAGGAACCAUUGUUAUCAUCCAAAUUUAUUAGUACAAAAGUACAUACUUCUAAUCCCUUUAUUUAUACAACAAGACCUUAAAGUCCUUCAACUAGUGUUAGAUAAAGUACACCAAUUUAAACAGAGACCAAAUCCCCAAUUUUAAUGUUUAAUAAUACUGUUAAUUCAUGGAGAGAUAGUAAAUAAAAUAGGAAUGCUGUUGAAUUUAAGAAAUUUUAAUAAAAAAUGGAAUAAUUAGUCAGAAAAUCUAAAAAAAUUACUUGA